Messenger RNA from Aspergillus costaricaensis CBS 115574, 1677 nucleotides. RefSeq lists its product as uncharacterized. Bases 1 to 1677 code for a protein of 558 amino acids. NCBI's taxonomy places the organism in Eukaryota, Fungi, Ascomycota, Eurotiomycetes, Eurotiales, Aspergillaceae. The record is from RefSeq and is a predicted model, not a curated record. The transcript is spliced from 8 exons.
AUGGCCCUCUCCCCCCCGGCCCUCUCUCUUCUCUUCUCUUCCCUCCUCACACCGUUUGGUCCCUUGAUGCUAGUAUUCCAGAUGACUCACCUCUGGAUACCUGGGUUGCCCUACAAGAAGGCUCCCGUAGCCGACCGGUUCAAGUCGAGUGCGCCAUUCCUUUCGUUUCCCACGGCACACACGGCGCGCUUCGUCUUUCGCCGGAACUACGAGAUCACCUCUUCCCGCUCCUUCCAGACAGCCUCGUCCCCCCGAACUGUCGUCCGCUCUCUCCUGCCAGUCUCGACUGGUGUCCGUUCCCUCCCCCGCAAGUCAGCUUCGCCUGACGUCCGUUCUUUUGCCCAGUUGCGACAGGGCUCGCAACUGCCGGUCUCCGUGAGACCAUCCACUCCUUCCCCUGCUUCCCCACCUGUCCCAGCUGCCACUGGGGCAGGGCGUUCGCUAACAGGCUCCGUCCUUUCCUCUCGCUUGGAGGAAAGGCGGGCUUCUCGACAGGCACGCUCUCGGCCUUGGGCUGCUACACCCAAGGUCGAGGGGCACAAGAAGUCCCCCGAGGGACACCGGUCGACAACCCGCCCUUCCCCCCGAGUCGAACGAGCCUCUGGUCCGUCCGACCGGGCUAUUCGCAGCCCACAUAUGGCGGCUCGAACUCGAAGAGCGCUCAGGCGGAUCGACGAGGUUCUUGCUAAGCCUGCUCUGGUCAAGGCUGGGGCAGGUGAACGUAAGGCCAAGUCCGUGAAGUCGGUUCGUUUCGGAGAGGACACCGUCAUCCCUGUGUCCUGUUGGAUAGUUCGGCGCGAGCAUGUCUUUCCGGCCCCGCUGGCGGCCAUGGGUCACCUUCAGGGUUGGAAAGUCACUCCUCGUGCGGAGCCAGACGAGGAGGGUGAGAUGGAAAAGUACACCACAUACUGGGGUUCAGACUCAUAUGUGAUGCUUGACAUCCACUCUGCCUCGGAGCCGUGUGGACGUGACGGAUGCCAGUACCAGCGCCUGGCUAGCAUUGCUGCCAGGAGGCCAGGCUGGGGUCCGGCCACUGUCUUCUUGGCUUGGAACAUGCUGAGAGAGAAGGUCCGGCAACGUGGUGGAUUCCGGCUUCGUCCUUUCAUUCUCGCUUUUCCUUUGUCAGCGUCUGUUCUGGACUGGCUCUGGUCUGUUUUGGGGGAAACAGACCAUCCAGGUUAUGCUGAUCGGGUAGCAGAUGCUGGCGUGUAUCCUGCUGUGGUAUUGGUGGCGCAUUAUGCACCGAAGAGAGGAUUCUGGAGCGAGGGUUCCCUAACCACGAGGGGUAAUGACGCACACCUCUCCCGACGAACGAGACGAGACGGACGAGACGAGACGAUGCCGAACGACGACCGACCGACCAGCGACAGCGACAUCGACAAGACAACGACAACGACGACACCGAUUCGCCGGAGGCCGAUUGGGGGAUGGUGGUGGGCCAUCGACAAUACGACAAUAUCGACGCCUCCUUCGACAGACGACAAUCAACGACGACGACGACGACGACGACGCGACGACAACCGAUGGAGCUACACCGGGCGGCUAAUUACGCUUCACCGGAAGCGAAAGAAGACGGAAUAUUACCCAAUCAUGCGGAUGUACUGGGAGGGAAUAUUUCGUCUUGGGUUGAGUUUGGUGGCUGGUGACGGAGAGGUUGGAGAUCAGGGAGAUUGUUGA